AUGUUAAAAUUUAUUUUUAUACUUAUAUUUAUAUUUUUUUUACUUUUUAAAAAAAAUAUUUAUUGAAUGGUUCAGAAUUUAAUUUUUUUAGCAACAAGUUUAUUUAUAAUUAAAAUUAGAUCAUUAUAUUAUUUUUGUAAUAUUUCUUAUUAUUUUGGUUUAGAUAUAAUUUCUUACGGUUUAAUUUUAUUAAGAUUUUGAAUUUGUGGUUUAAUUUUAAUAGCUAUAGAAGGAGUAAUUCGUUAUAAUAAUUAUAUUAAUUUAUUUUUAUUUAUAAUUAUUUUUUUAUUAUUAAUAUUAAUUUUUACUUUUAGUUCUAUAAGUAUAUUUAUGUUUUAUUUAUUUUUUGAAAGAAGUUUAAUUCCUACAUUAUUUUUAAUUUUAGGAUGAGGUUAUAACCUAGAGCGAUUACAAGCAGGGGUUUAUUUAUUAUUUUAUACCUUAUUAGCUUCCUUACCCUUAUUAAUUGGGAUUUUUUAUAUGAUACUUAUAGAAUAUAUUUUAUUAUAUUAUAGGUUAUUAAAAUUUAUAUUAUUUAAUUGGGAUUUAUUAUAUUUGUGUAUGGUGGUUGCUUUUUUAGUAAAAAUACCAAUAUUUUUAGUUCAUUUAUGAUUACCUAAAGCUCAUGUUGAGGCACCUGUUUCAGGUUCUAUAAUUUUAGCUGGAGUUUUAUUAAAAUUGGGAGGAUAUGGUUUAUUACGGGUAUUUUCAAUUAUACAAAUUUUGGGGACAAAAUUUAAUUUUAUUUGAGUUAGAAUUAGAUUAGUUGGAGGAGUUUUAGUAAGUUUAAUUUGUUUAUGACAAAUAGAUUUAAAAUCUUUAAUUGCUUAUUCUUCUGUAGCUCAUAUAGGAAUUGUAUUAAGAGGAUUAAUAACGAUAACUUAUUGAGGAUUAAAUGGUUCUUAUACUUUAAUAAUUGCUCAUGGAUUAUGUUCUUCAGGGUUAUUUUGUUUAGCUAAUAUUGCUUAUGAACGAAUGAGCAGACGAAGUUUAUUAAUUAAUAAAGGGAUAUUAAAUUUUAUACCAAGUUUAUCAUUAUGAUGAUUUUUAUUAUGUUCUGGAAAUAUAGCUGCUCCUCCGACUUUAAAUUUAUUAGGAGAAAUUUCUUUAUUAAAUAGAAUUAUUAGUUGAUCUUGAUUAACAAUAAUUAGUCUAUCUUUAUUAUCUUUUUUUAGAGCAGCUUAUACAUUAUUUUUAUUUGCAUAUAGACAACAUGGGAAAAUUUAUUCAGGAAUAUACUUUUUUUCUUCAGGAAGAAGUCGAGAAUUUUUAUUAUUAAUAUUACAUUGACUACCAUUAAAUUUAUUAAUUAUAAAAAGAAGCCUUUGUAUAUUAUGAAUUUAA
Aedes albopictus (Asian tiger mosquito) is the source of this 1344-nucleotide messenger RNA. Lineage: Eukaryota; Metazoa; Arthropoda; Insecta; Diptera; Culicidae. The record is from the annotation of a RefSeq genome assembly.